AUAAUGUGAUAAUUUAUUAUAGUGAUCAUGCGCAUGCGCUUUUCGGCGUGGUGACGUCAAGAUGAAUCUUGUGCUCUGAUCGUCUGAGUUGGAUGCGACAUUACAGUCGAUACAUUAUUGACACUAGAAUAAGUGAAUAGUUUGUAUGAAGAUGUCAGUCAGAUGUCUCUCCUCGCUAUUCGUGCUGUUGAUGGUCGUUUCGAUCGGCGCUGUUUCAGGUGCUACUGGUCUGAAAUGUUAUCUGGGCGAUGAAGUUAGUUUUAAACCGAACCCUACACUGUCAUCUGGAAGCACCAUUACCUGGAAAUUCUGGUCUGCUGUUGGGAGUGUGAUUCGAGUGAUUGAAUUUGAUCACGGCGAAUCUACACAUCCUCAUAAUCCUCUCUUUAAAGAGUCCAUAGCAGCAGACAAGUACACUGGGGAACUGACUUUAAAACAUGUUAAGAAAGACCACAGUGGACUCUAUUACUUUGAGAUCAACGGCAAAGAGCAUCAGCAGAAGUUCACAUUACAGGUUAUGGGUUUGCCUCCUAAACUGAAGAUGGUGAAAGAGAGAGAUUCUGUCUCUCUACACAUUGAUGUUACUGAAGAACAGAGAAAUGAGAAGAUACACUGGAAGAUCAAACACAACAACUCUCUUGUAGCUGAAAUCAUUACAGAGAAUAGAAAGAUCUCAACACCUUUUAUUGAAGAGAGAUUCAGAGACAGACUGAAGCUGGAUGAUCAGACUGGAGAUCUCAUCAUCACACACAUGAAGAAUGAAGACUCUGGACAGUAUGAAGCAGAUGUCACCAUCGGCAGCAUCACACACACUAUACACGAGACAUUCAGUUUCACUGACUCAGGUGAGGAGAUCUCUUCAAUAUAAUUAAAGUAUUUUCAUAAAAGUUUCGUCUUACUUUAGAUUAAAGCAUUGUGCAAAGACAAUAUUUCUACAAAGUUAAUUUCAAUAAAUCUGUCACAGUAAUAUUUAAAUACAGUCGAUCAGUAUUUGUUUCACAGUUAGUAAUGUCCUGAAAAUUCAUAUUUACACUUUAACACCUGCUGUGAAUACACAGUAAUGCAUGACAUCAACACAAUCAUUCUGAACAUCAU
Molecule: messenger RNA, 1095 nt
Organism: Triplophysa dalaica
Lineage: Eukaryota; Metazoa; Chordata; Actinopteri; Cypriniformes; Nemacheilidae
Exons: 3
Coding region: 146-868 (240 amino acids)
Source: RefSeq, a predicted model, not a curated record